AUGGAAGGGAUGGGGUCGAUAUUCAAUGCAUCCGCAAUGCAAAUCGUCCAAAUCCAUCACUACGCGGAAAACCUUCACUCAUCGGAAGUGGACAAACUCUAUCAGGAUGAUGCUGUUUGGAUUAUUUCAAGCAGUUUUAUCAUUUUCACAAUGCACUCUGGGUUCGGUCUUCUGGAAUCUGGAAGUGUGUCAGCAAAAGACGAGGUGAAUAUAAUGGUCAAAAACGUGGUAGAUGUCGUAUUCGGUGGGCUUUCCUACUGGUCGUGUGGCUUCGGAUUCUCCUACGGAGACUAUGAACCAUGGAGAAAUCCUUAUAUUGGCUUUGGAAAAUUUUUCUACGAUCCAACCAGAGAUUACGAUAGUCGCGAAAGUAUCAAUCAGGAAGGAUGGUCCUAUGCCAGUUUUUUGUUUCAAUUAUCUUUAGCCACAACUGCUUCAACUAUCGUUUCAGGUGCAGUCGCCGAACGAGCCAAACUAAAAUCCUAUAUUCUACUGGGUUGUAUUGUAAUUCUAAUUCAAGCCCUACCAGCCCACUGGGUUUGGGAUAAAGAGGGUGUAUUCUAUAAAAAAGGAGUCGUCGAUUUUGCCGGUUGCUCAGCAGUUCAUAUGGUUGGUGGUAUUAUCGGUUUGAUUGCUACAGUAUAUCUAAAACCGAGACGGAAUCGAUUCAAUGAAGACAGUGUUCAUCAGAUGAGUAGUCCGACGAAUGCACUACUCGGAACAUUUUUAUUGUGGUGGGGAUGGUUUGGUAUAAAUGCUGGAUCGGUUUGGGGAAUCACUGGUGGAAGAUGGAGAUUGGGAGCGAGAGCUGCAGUGGCAACAAUAAUGGCAUCGAUUGGUGGUGGAGCCACUGCGAUUACAAUCAGUUUUGUGAAAACUAAAAAGUUGCAAGUCAAUUUUCUUAUCAAUGGAAUAUUGUCCUCGAUUGUUUCCAUAACAGCCAUUUGCGCAGUAUCCCGUCCAUGGCAUGCACUUGUCAUUGGCUCCAUAUCAUCCGUCUUCUCUAUAGCAAUUCUUCCGGUCCUGGAUCGUCUUCACAUCGAUGAUCCAGUUGGAAUUGUCCCCAUUCAUUUGACCUCUUCAAUAUGGGGAAUGAUAGCAGUUGGCAUAUUUUGUGAGCAGGAUAAAUAUUUGACAAGUGCCACAAACAACAUGUCGGGACUACUGUACUCUUGGAGUUUCGAUCUACUUCUUGUCCAGCUCUUAUGUACAUUUACCAUCCUACUCUACUCGGCUGCCACAGGGUUUCUGGCUCUUUUUUUGAUCAGUAAGAGUCCACUUGGCCUUCGUGUCACCGAUUACGAAGAACAAAUCGGAGCAGAUGUCAUUGAACACGGACUGGCGGGUACGAAUGUGGUAGGACUUUUUGAGAAAACUCGAAAAAAUGGGAUUGGAUUCCAGAACAUUUCAAACUGUCACAAAAGCAAUAACCAAGUGGAAAAUGCUGGCGAAGAAGAAAAGUCGGCAAAAGCGAAUGGAAGCGGCAAAAUUGAAACGAGAAGCGGAGCAAGAAACGUUUGCUCAACAGCUCUUGCCAACGGCAACGGCGCGACCCCAAACGGCAACGGAAACGUUCUGCAUCAUCGAAACAACGCGACGAACAACACGAACACAACGAAUAGCAACGGUGCGGGUCCACCCAAGAGGAACAGUGUCCACGCAUUCAACAAUCAAGUGGCACCGUUGGCUGUUAGUAGUACAGUGACAACUGCUCGAAACGCUCCAAGCACUGGUCGACGUGCAGAGUCUACUGCUAUUGAAAUGGAAGGAGGUCCUUUGCCAACAGCACCAGUUCUACAGGAAGCAGCUCCAGUUGAAAACGUUCCCACAAGCAGUGCAGCUGUUCAGAGACAACCAUCAUGGGAGAGUAAACCGAGUUCAGCAGCUUCGAGAAAGUCGAUCUCCAUAACUUCUGCUACUUCCGUCUCAACAGGAACCGCCACAGCUCUGAGCGUCGGUCAAUCCGAGUCUCGACCAUCUACAGUAUCCGCCACAUCGCUUGCCUCCCGCAAAUCCAAAAACUCGACUCUUGGCAAAUUUGUGAAGGCUCCAGCUCCACGAGCCUUAUCUCCGCCGAUGGAUAACCCACUAAAUCCACCAACCACCGAUGUUUAA
Caenorhabditis briggsae is the source of this 2115-nucleotide messenger RNA. It is a transcript of the gene Cbr-amt-3, whose product is annotated as Protein CBR-AMT-3. Gene Ontology annotation, biological process: ammonium transmembrane transport; ammonium homeostasis. The transcript has 11 exons. NCBI's taxonomy places the organism in Eukaryota, Metazoa, Nematoda, Chromadorea, Rhabditida, Rhabditidae. Bases 1 to 2115 code for a protein of 704 amino acids. The record is from RefSeq and is a predicted model, not a curated record. Gene Ontology annotation, cellular component: membrane. Gene Ontology annotation, molecular function: ammonium channel activity.